AGCUGCUAACUGGAGAGAGAGAGAGAGAGAGAGAGAGAAAGAGAGGGGGCAUUGAGUAGAGCGCGAGAGAGAAAGAGGACUGCGCCAAAACCAAGGUCCGGAUUUGUGACGUCAACGGGAUCCGCAGACCUCUUUGACAGCACCGAGGUGGGGGGGUUGAUUUAAAACCAGCGUCCUGCCGCCACCUGGUUGUACAUCGAUACAUCGCUGCGUUAUAAAUCCCGAUUAAACUCGUUUGUUUUUAAAGGGAAUCCCACGACUGCUGCUUUCCUCGCUGACCGGCGAGGACAAACAACCAGCGGACCAGCCACUAAUCCCCGAGACGGUCACAUCCACGGUGUGGAAGGGGGUGCUCGAUCCAUUUUCACGAAAAUGGACACAAGGGGGCAAGCGCCAAGUGGAAUAAAUGAGUCGAAGUAAUCAUCAUCGAAGGGGUUUAAAAAAGCGAAGCUGAAUGUCCAUUUGGUCUUUAUUAUUGUCAUUUGACUGGAGAUGGGGGUUUUCGCGAGCAGACAAAACAUAGGCGUGGAAGAAGUGGAUAUUCCGUCCAGUUCGGUGUACCGUUACCCACCGAAAUCUGGAAGUUACUUUGCCAGCCACUUUAUCAUGGGCGGGGAGAAGUUUGACUCCACCCACCCUGAAGGUUACCUGUUUGGAGAAAACACUGACCUCAACUUCCUCGGGACCAGACCAGUAGCGUUCCCAUACGCAGCCCCUCCACCUCAGGAACCGGUGAAGACGCUACGGAGCCUUAUUAACAUCCGCAAGGACACACUGCGCCUUGUACGGUGCAGCGAGGACCUAAAGUUGCCGGGCGAUGACGAGGCGGGAAAGCAGCGGGCCUGCUACAACGUGGAGUUCACUUUUGACGCCGACACGCAGGUGGCCAUCACUAUCUACUACCAGGCUAUAGAGGAGUUUCACAACGGUGUGCCAGUCUACCUGCCCCAGGACAGCUCUUUGCAGUCGGAGACGGUGCACUUCAAGAGAGGGGUGAGCCAGCAGUUCUGUCUGCCAUCGCACACCGUCAACCUCAGCGAGUGGGCAGACGAAGAGCUGCUGUUUGACACGGACAAGGAGAUCUUCCCCAUGGCGGUGCAGGCCGUGGUCGACGAGGGUGAUGGUGAGUUCUGCUACGAUGCGGUGGUGUUGCAGGUGGAGCUUCAAAUUACGUUGUUUUUAUGUUUUCUGUAUGCAGAACAUAUGGGGCACUCUCACAUACUGUUAGCCACGUUUGAAAAGCACAUGGAUGGCAGCUACUGUGUGAAGCCUCUGAAGCAGAAACAAGUGGUGGAUGGAGUGAGUUAUCUACUACAGGAGAUCUACGGGAUAGAGAACAAGUAUAACAGCCAGGAAUCAAAGGUGGCCGAUGACGAAAUCAGCGACAACAGCGCCGAGUGCGUAGUGUGUCUGUCGGACGUGCGCGACACACUCAUCCUGCCAUGCAGACACCUGUGUCUCUGCAACGCAUGCGCCGACACGCUGCGUUAUCAGGCCAACUGCUGCCCCAUCUGCAGACUGCCCUUCAGGGCUCUGCUGCAGAUCCGAGCUAUGAGGAAGAAACUCAGCCCUUUGACACCAACCAGCUUUAACCCCGUCAUCACUUCACAGACGUCGGACUCUGAGGAACACUCGGCGUCUGAGCACAUCCCCCCGGGUUACGAGGCCGUGUCUCUGCUGGAGGCUCUCAACGGCCCCCUAGCCACGUCCUCCGUGGCGCCCCCUCUCAACUCCGGCCCCAGUCACGUGUCGGGGGCACUGCCCCCGUAUGGCAGUGAAGCCCACCCGGCGGCGGCCCGCUCCCUCUCCCCGCUGGACCAUUCCAACUCAAGUCAGGGGCUCAAACUCAAGAAGAGCAGUUCCAAGUCGCUUUCCCAGGAUUCCUCAGUGCUUCCCGAGGAAGAGGACGAGAAGUCUUGCAGUGAAUUAGAGGCCCGUCGCCACAAACCGCAGGAGUGUGGAGUCACGCCAGACAGUGAAAAUCUAACUCUCUCUUCUUCCGGAGCCAUCGAUCAGUCGCCGUGCACCGGAACUCCGCUCUCCUCCACUAUCACUUCCCCUGAAGACCCAGUGAGCAGCAGCCUGGCCCAGUCAGUGAUGUCCAUGGCCUCGUCCCACUCGCAGCACUCCCACAUCAGCACUGACACCAUGUCCUCCAUGUCAGGGUCCUACCUGGCUGGGGCGGACGGCGAGCCCGGGGGGGGCCGGGAGGGGGUUGAUGCGCAGAGCGAGGAGAACCGGGACACCCCCAUGGAGAGCCGAGGACCCUCACAGCUGGAAGGGGAGACAACAGAACUGAAGUACUCUGUGGCUGUCGAGGAGCAGGACUCAGAGGGAAACGAUGUCACGGAAGAGGACCGCUCCUCGCCAUCGAAUGGCAAAGGUGGGCGGAGCAGGUUUCCCGAGUUGGCCAAUAACAAUCAGGGCGUCGCCCUGUGUGACACGCCCUCUUUGGGCUUGGACAAUGAGCAGGCUCCUGACGGCCGAUUCGCCGGUCUGAUGUACCUUGGCGGCUACAGGCCCAUUUUGGACUCCACCAGCAACCGGGAGGAGCAGGGGGUGGAGAACCGGGAGGGCCAGAGUCCCAAACACCCUCGCCGUGGGCCUCUUAUCGUGUAGCUCGUUCACACGCACGCACACACACACACACACACACACACGCACACACACACACGCACACAAACACUACUACUAGUGGAACUUCCUACUCUGUGCUUCAUCGCUGGGUAAUGGCUGAACAGGGAACCCCGCCAGCACCACCAUCUUCUCCAGUGAGGUGUUAUCCGAGCACUUUUAUAUCUAUUUUAUUUUUGAGUCUGUUUUUAUUUAUUACCCGUAGGUCUAACUUACCCGUGACAGUUUCAUGUUGUGAGUUUAUGGUUAGAAGUUGCUGCUGCUGCUGCUGCUGCUGCUGCUCCUCCUCCUCAUCAAUAUGACCAGCCAAUCAGUCAGGGGCUACUGUGAUCUGCAAUCACCAUGUUGGGCGGUCUACCUUAGUGCGCUAAAUGCUAAAAACAAAGCCUGCUCAUCUCUGGACAACCUCUGCUGAAUGUGAAAUGAAAGCAGACUUGGACUUGAACAUUAAACGAAUGUAGGAUGAUUACCUCCCAGGCGGAGGUUCUACUUUUAAGGUAGGAUGGGCAUUUGACUGGUUUGCCUUGAUUCUUUGGAAAAUUAGCACUCAGUUAAUCGAUUUAUUGGUAUACACUACUCCCCAAACGUAAGGGAUAUUGGGCUUUUGAGUGAAGUGGAUGUCCUUGGAAAUGUUCAUGGAGCAAACAGCUGUUUUGAAUUUGGCCAUUCAGCUUCUUAAAAGCAAGUUGUGCAAAACGUACUGAAACAUUGAACAGUUGGACGGACAUUCUAAAGCUUAGAGAAGGUCAAAUUAAGUUCACCUGUGAAAGUUAUAGUGCAUUUGAGGUUCAUCCUGGAAUUUGAUCGAAAGCCGUAUAUCCCUAACCUUUUGUGAGUCUGGUAUCUUUAACAUUUGUUCUCGUUGAAUGUUCUGUUUUGAAAGGUCCCUUUAAAGAAGUUAAGACGGUCUGCGUUUUCCAAUUCACUGUCCUUUGUUACGUUUCCAGCUAUACUGAGGCAGUGUGAAAGGGGCCGAUGAUUCAGAAAUCAGUGAUUAUUAUGCCCAUCCCUGUCCACACUUAUCCAUUCUUAGAACUGGAAUCGUACCCCCGACCACCCAGCCAUGUUAGCAUGUCCGUAUUGUUGCAUUGCAAUUUUUGAAGCCACCACCAAGCAAUAAAAAAUGGCUUCAUUUUCUCCUCAGUUUGCACUGGUCGGCUACAUGUAGACUUUUUUUUUUUUUUUGCUAUUGUAAAGGGACUUUUAGUAAGAGACAUUCAUAUCCCGAUGAUCCAUUUUUUAGUUAACCUCUUGAUGUUGAUUUGUGUUUUUAUCUGUUGCGAAGCACUGUGUCGUUAAUUAGAAUGUGGAUGAAACUAUGUGAAACAUUUGUAAAGUUUUACACACACACAUACACACACACACACUCACGUACUGUAGCUGAUUAUAAAGGGACAUUGAUGCACUAUUAGCCGUUUCCUAGGCGACGUAACGUUGCGGUGCAUGAGGCUGAAGUUGAAGCAUGAAAAGAAGAGGAUGAAGAUCUCUGCGUGAGUGUCGCGUCGCGAGGCCCUCCGUUUCCCGGGCUGUCACAUGAUCACAGUCACACGGCCACAGUAUGAAUGUGUCGUAGGUGGAGAAUCAAAUAAUCUGUAAGAACAACCCACUUUUGUAGGAUUGUAGGCGUGAACGUGAGACAGACAAUAAAGUUUUGUUUUUUUGCAACUUCACAGUCGAGUUUGACUG
This is a messenger RNA of Phycodurus eques (leafy seadragon), 4320 nucleotides long. RefSeq names its product ring finger protein 157 (gene rnf157). Bases 493 to 2619 code for a protein of 708 amino acids. The record is from RefSeq and is a predicted model, not a curated record. Gene Ontology annotation, cellular component: cytoplasm. Lineage: Eukaryota; Metazoa; Chordata; Actinopteri; Syngnathiformes; Syngnathidae. Gene Ontology annotation, biological process: protein ubiquitination. Gene Ontology annotation, molecular function: ubiquitin protein ligase activity. The transcript is spliced from 18 exons.